Messenger RNA from Gadus chalcogrammus (walleye pollock), 2405 nucleotides. RefSeq names its product RP9 pre-mRNA splicing factor (gene rp9). Gene Ontology annotation, biological process: RNA splicing. The record is from RefSeq and is a predicted model, not a curated record. Lineage: Eukaryota; Metazoa; Chordata; Actinopteri; Gadiformes; Gadidae. The coding region runs from base 216 to 920 and encodes 234 amino acids. The transcript has 6 exons.
CAGCAGGUGGUGCUGCUGGAGCGCGGACGGGAUGUCCCCAGCUACACAGGAAGUAACGUUACAGCUACAAACAGUUGUUUGGCUAGUUAGCGAGUUAGCACGGCAGAUACAAUCUCUGACCCACGCUUAAACAAAGAUUGUAUAAAUUGAUAUAGAAACACUGGGAACGUGUGAAAGAUUGUUAUGUUGGUGCUCUUUUAAUAAUAAUCAAUGAAAUGUCCAGCAAAAAGAGAAGUCGACACAGGGAGAGCAGCACAGACCGCAAGAAACACAAGGAAUCCAAAGAUGACCUGGAGAAGCUCAAGGUUCAGACCAAGAAACUCAGCCAAGAAGUGCAGAAGCUGAAGCACAUCGAGACGUUUUACGAAAAACCGCCUCCCGGACUAAUAAAGGAGAGGGAAGAGAAACCAGAGGAUUGCAUCCCUGAAUCAGAGGAAAAUGAAGAUGCCAGGAACUUCCUGGCAAGUGCUCCGACGAAGGGGCUGUGGAUGCCCCUUGGGAAGGAGGUGAAGGUGAUGCAGUGCUGGAGAUGCAAGCGCUACGGCCACAGGACUGGAGAUCGCGAGUGUCCCUUCUUCACAAAAGGGAAUCAAAAACUGGAGCAGUUCAGAGUGGCACAUGAGGACCCGAUGUACGACCUGAUCCGAGAAAACAAGAGGAAUGAAAAGGAAUCUAGGAUCCAGCAACUUCAGCAGCUGCUCCAGGACACCACCUCCUCCGACUCGGACAGCUCCUCCUCCUCCUCCUCCUCCUCCUCCUCCUCCUCCUCAUCCAAGCAGCACCACAGCAGCAAGAAGAAGAAGAAGGACAAGGAGAAGAAAAAGGAGAAGAAGAAGAAGGGAAAGGCCGACAAGAAGCCUAAGAAGAAGAAGAGGCGAACACAAUCCCACAAGUCCUCCCGGACCGGGGGCUCUGACUGACCCCUGUAGACCCCUGCGCUGCGUGAUCUCCAGGGAGCGGCACAGAGACUUUGGUUGGCAUGCGGCCCGCCCGCGGUGUCCACGGCAACAGGGGGAGGCUGUGAUGCUGGCAUUCGGGGGCCCGCCGCAGCAGCCCCCGCCGCCUGCGUUGUGACUAACUUCAACCCCCACUCCCCCCCCCCCACCCGGCGGCCCUGACCCUUUGAUAGAAUAAUCUAUGGAGGUUAAAUCACUCGGCUUCAUUUCAUUUUGAUCCAGCGUUUGAAUCCCCUUGAAAUUCUCUUUAUUGGGUCACAAGCUACAGGGUGAUAAACAACUGCGUGUGCGCGUGUGUGUGUGUGUGUGGUCCUUCCAGUAGUGUCAAAGUGCACUAAUUGCAUGGCUUCUGAGUUGAGUCAGCCCGCUCUGUACGUAAUGUAAAGGAUCUUUCCUUUUUGGUCUUUGGGAGGAAAAUUAGUUGGCGAAUGCAGCAUGUCAUUAUCCGAUUGUAUUUUCAUUGAAUUGGCAUUUUUCUUCGGUGCCGUUUUGCUGGAAGGAAGGAUGCUAACCAUAGGAUUGUACAACAUGGUUGUUGGUUUGCCUUAUUUUAUAGUUCUUUGACAAAAGCAGAUGUUAAAGCCAACACAUGCAGGAAUGUUAAUGCUUAUGACUGUUGUAGCCUAUAAAACAUCAGUUAACUUAUCUGAAAAAGGGUUUCUUCUCCAAAAGUCAAAGCAACGAUGUAUAGGAUUUUUUUUUUCCUAUUUAUGGCAAACAAAUGACUGUUAUCCCGCUGUUGUUUGGCAAAUUCUAAUAAAAACAAAGUGUCAUAUCACCUUCGCUGAACAGUUUUCCAAUAGAACGCCAUCUUCCGUAAAGCCUAACCAGUCUUUUAUAACCUCCAGCGAAGCAUGAUUCACACUAAAACUUCACCUAUUUAAACCAAGCGCUCCGAUCUAAACCUCCGUAGCUCCGCUCCCCCUCAACGCGACCCGAACCACAGGUCUCUGGGCGGAGGCAGAACCAGACCCCCAGUGUGCUGAUGAUCCUCGUGUGUGGAGGGCUGGGUGGGCUGGACACACCGUGACCGCUACGGCGUUGCUGCUUGCACCAAAAAAACCUUUUUGUGUUCUCACACCGAGGUAGGAGACACCCCUGGCCCUUUCCCAGCCACAUCAAAGCCUCAAAAGAAGAUGGCUUCGCUGGCACUCUGGGCUGUCCUUAAUGAGCUGUGUGUUUUCAAAGGGAAUCCCUGAGGAAAUGAUUCAUUAGAAACAUUCCCCCUUCUUAAUGACCCUGAUGGAGAGACAAUUAGUCUGAGUCUGCGGGGAGCACAGACACAAUUUCAAUUUAGAUGUUUGUGUUGACGUUUUGUUAAGCGCCAUGCAUGGAGGCUGGUGAGUGUGUGUGUGUGUGUGGGGGGGGGAUGUGCAAAUAUGUCAGCAGUACGUGUUCCAUGCAAGCUAUGGCUUCAUAAAGCCUUAUCAGAACAUACUCUGGUUGACG